This is a messenger RNA of Tribolium madens (black flour beetle), 904 nucleotides long. RefSeq names its product RAB6-interacting golgin (gene Gorab). Bases 99 to 833 code for a protein of 244 amino acids. Gene Ontology annotation, biological process: non-motile cilium assembly. The transcript is spliced from 3 exons. Lineage: Eukaryota; Metazoa; Arthropoda; Insecta; Coleoptera; Tenebrionidae. The record is from RefSeq and is a predicted model, not a curated record.
GCACUCUCGCCCCACCAAUCAAGUGUAUUUAAUUUUGACAGUUUGCUGUGUUGUCAAAUAACCUAAAUGUGUGUUUUUGAAAACUCUAAAACGUCAUUAUGUCAUUUUCGGGAUUUAGCGAAGAUGAUAUCCGGAAAUUAACAAAAGCUCCAGACGUUAAUAAGCCACAGAAAGGUUCCCAUAAAACUGCAUCAAAGAAAGUAACUUUUAAACCUAACACAACGCGAACUAAAACAAUUCUCAAUAAUAUUACUAAUAACUUGCCUCAAGAAUUACCCGAAAAUGCCAAACUAAGUGUACAAAAUAAUGUAAAUAGUGCAAUAAAACCGGAAACGCAGGAUGCAAAUCCACAGAAUGAAAUUUCAGAAGAGUAUGCGAAAAGUGAGAGAAAGUUCAAGGAUUUGGACGAGUUCGAAGCGCGACAAAAACUCAUCGAGGAACAAAACCGGAAACGCAAAGAGCUUUUAGCCAAAGCUCUAGCCGACAGGACACGCCAGACUCAGGAAGAAGCGCAGAGGCUGAACGAGAUCCAGGAAGAGUUUAAAAAAUUGGACGAUUUGUUAUCGUGCGACGUGAAAAUACUGCGUAAGCAGAUUGAAGCUGCCAGUGUUGAAUACAUGGAGUGCCAGAAAAAAUAUAACAGAAUCGAGAAGGAAUUUCUAGACGCUAAACUGCUCUUGCAUCAGAAACAAGAGAAGAAGGAAAUGUUGACCGAACAUUUGUGUACAAUUAUCGAGAAAAAUGAGGAAAGGAAAGCGGAGAAGUUGAAUGAGUUGUUGAGUAAGUUGCAGUUAAGGACGCCAGAGGAAAAUGUGGUGCAAAAUGGCAAUUGAUUUAGAACUAAGUGACUAAUAUUUUUGUAAUAAAUUACCUAAAUUAAAUUCAGCUUUAUUUUUAUUAAAAA